GUUUCAGUGCCCGAACAGUUGAGUGGCUCUUUAAAUGUCAUUUAUAAUCAAUCAUUAAUAUCGCGACACAUAGAAUUUUAAUUUCUAAUCGCUGGAAUAACACACAACUUGAGAUACUUCUGCGGCGGGGAAAAUGCCUUAAUUAUCACCAGCACUGAUACGAAAGUAAAAGUGUGAUUUCACAACUAGAAAUGAGGCCGUUUACCGAAAAUCUUAUGUUAAAAUUAAAACCAUAUCCAAAUUUAAUUUUGGAAAACCUCGACAUCAACGAAUACGUAAUCGUAAACCAAACAAAAUCACAGGAAUACGCUCGUAUCCGAGCUCUUGGAGAUGGGAGUGACGUAGAUAAUAAUGAUAACACGCAGACGAAUACAAAUGACACCGAUUCAGAGCUUUCAUCGCUUUCCCAUGUUGACGCACCAAAUGACACUAUUUACAUGGUGUGCGGUGUGGUGAUCGCGAUGGUUUUGGUGGGACUUAUCAUCAUUUUGGUUGCAGUGACAAUAAACAAAUUACGUAAACGUGAAGAAUCCUCAGCCGCUACACCGGCUACGAUCGAAGCUCAACAACCAAACUUUGGCCUACAGAAUCGCUCCAACAGUGCCACAAAUACAAACUGUGAUCGGCAUCAGGAUCAUCAGCAACAGCAAACCAUAUUCACCACUGCAUCAUUGGUGCAAUGCAAUAAUGCCAACAAUGUGAAUAAUCAUUUUAACAAUAAUAAUUGCAAUAACUUACACAACAACAAUUGCAACCACAACACCAACCUAGAACAACAAGACCAAAUAACAUUCAUCCGCACCAAUGGAGUCGGACCCACUAAUAACAGUUGGGUAUUCCCACCAAAAGCACCAACGCCAAACAUCUACAACUGCAGCAAUAAUGAAGCGUUGUUAGCCACUAACGAUAAGAACGGCUUUAAGGGAUUCCGCAAACAAUUCAGUGGGCGCUUCAAGCGCUUGGUUGCGAAAAAACCGGAACCAGUCACCGUCAUACCACCUGAGCUGAAGCCACAGUUGAAGACCAUUUACGUUUAUUAAUUUUAAAUUAAAUUUACAUAUAAACAAAUUAAAAUUGGGAAAUUUACGUUAAAGCACUAAACACUUAAUCAACUGAAUUAAGACACUAAAUUACAUUAGACUUAGCUUUAGUUUGUCACCUAAACGUAGCUUUGGUAAGAGUCAAAAAUUAAGAAAGAAAACAGGAAAAAAUUAAAUGAAGAGGAACUACAAACAAACACAAAAAAAAUCA
Molecule: messenger RNA, 1251 nt
Organism: Teleopsis dalmanni
Lineage: Eukaryota; Metazoa; Arthropoda; Insecta; Diptera; Diopsidae
Product: probable serine/threonine-protein kinase DDB_G0282963
Exons: 6
Coding region: 192-1040 (282 amino acids)
Source: RefSeq, a predicted model, not a curated record